AUGGAUACCGUACCUUCCUGGCUGCCGACCGACCUCGACCUCGUUUCUUCGGAUUGGAGUCAUCCGAUGCUAUAUCCGUGCGACUCUCUAUUGAGGCUCCCUUCUGAACUGCUUUUGCAGAUUGCAGAAUAUCUCUGCCGAGACAGUCUCUACCAGCUUACACUGACAUGCUCUUGCUUGUGCAAGAUUGCCGAAGACUGUCUGUACCGAGAGAUAUUUAUUCCGAAAUACGGAGGUUGGACCGAUAAACGGGAGAGGAUAUCAAUCUUUCACCUUAAUCGCACCCUAUCCGAGUCUCCUCGACUUGGAAGCAUCGUUAAAACUUUGGACAUCGUUAUUGACUCGUUCCAUGUCGAAGUUCCUGUCACGGCUUCAGGAAUCCUCCCGUAUGCGCGCACGAUCAGCGCGAAUACUACGGUCAGAAUAAGAGUCCCGUUUGUGGCAGGUUCGCUACUCCUGUCCAUGCCCGCUGUGGAGACUCUAUCCAUUGCCUUGCGAUAUGGUAAUCGGGGCUACCCUCCGUACAAUUAUGUGCACGAUAGCUUUCAGGAGCUGUUUGGCAAAGAGUUUGAUCCCGAAGCCUCUAACUCUAUCCUUAUGAAUGCUCUAGGCCACGUUAAAUCGCUCAAUUUCGAGGGCCUUCAAUUCCAUUGGGUACUUGCUAAACUCCCCUCUUUAGAGCACCUCACGCUGAACCGAUCUUGCCGGAUCUUGCCGGAUCAAUCGCCACUCGAGGUCUCGGCAUCUAUCAAGUCUUUGACGCUCCCCUGUUUCUCCUCCGUACUUAUCCGCGGCUCAGAGAGGUAUAAGACUUGUGCGCCCUUCCUGCAGCAUUUACCAUUUUUACAGACAGUGAAGAUUCCCAUUCGAGAUGUUCCAGACAACAUAGAUGAAGAGGGUUUGGAGGGUUUUGAGAUGGUAAAUGAGCAACGGCAAGGAAGCUUCUCCGUUCUUCUCGAGGGGCUCAAAUGCGCUGCAAGCACACUCAAGGUGAUCGAUCUCGGACUUGACGAUGACCAAGCCAGGUACGAUUUCCUAAGCUAUGCGUUACCCGGUGGCCCCUUUACCCCAUUCUGGAGUCUCAAGGUCCUGAAGGCACCAUAUGAAGCGCUUCUCGGCCCUGAAGACCCUUCCGGCUUGCUAGGCCAUCCCCCCAUGGAGGACGUCCUUCCUGAGUCCCUCGAGGUUCUCGAAAUUCACUGCCCAGUACUUAGAAUAUUGUCUUGGCUUUACAACUUCCUUUGGCACCGCGAUCGACUCCCGCGCCUAAAGCGCAUCGUUCUGCACUGCCGGAGUGAUAGAGGGGACAGCUACGUGGAGUUCGCCUACCACUCAUAUCCUCAUCCGGUCUUUAACGGAUUUCGAAGAGCUGGUAUUUCAAUCGAGCUGAGGUACCUAAAUGGAGACUGGCAGUGCGACUGGGAUGACUAUGAUGUCCAGAUGACUAAGAUGUUGGAGUGGUUCCAAUCGCUCGGCGAUCCGUAUCGAGGUUCAGUCUUCGCGCCAAGAUUCGGCGGUGAUCCGGAUGUGUCGAAAUGGGGACACUAUGUGAUAUGGUAGGCGAGUGGAUCUUUCUUCGCACGGGGUAAAGGAGUCUGCGCAGAGCAAGGUAUGACCUCGGGUAUAAAACCCAAAGACCUAC
Molecule: messenger RNA, 1642 nt
Organism: Trematosphaeria pertusa
Lineage: Eukaryota; Fungi; Ascomycota; Dothideomycetes; Pleosporales; Trematosphaeriaceae
Exons: 2
Coding region: 1-1560 (519 amino acids)
Molecular function (GO): protein binding
Source: RefSeq, a predicted model, not a curated record